AUAAUGUAUAGAUAAAUGAAUUUAAUUGCAUAUAAAACAUGAAGGAGGUAUUUUGUAUUGAGAAAGAGAAAAAGAAGGAAUUGAUAAUAAAAUUGCAGUGUAGUAAUAAUGGCGACGAAGCAAGGAACACCACAGAUCGCGAUUCUAGGAGCAGGUACAUUUGUGAAGAGUCAGUACCUUCCGAGACUCUCAGAGAUCUCAAAUCUGUUCCACCUAAAAGCCAUUUGGAGUCGCACUGAGGAAUCUGCAACUGCUGCUGUUGAAAUAGCUAACAAACAUUUUAGUGGAGUUCACUCUAAAUGGGGAGAUAACGGUCUUCAUGACAUCAUCCAAGAUCCAUCCAUUUCUGCUGUUGCUAUCGUUUUGGCUGGACAAAAUCAGGUUGAUAUUUCACUCAAGUUGUUAAAGGCUGGUAAACAUGUUCUACAAGAGAAACCUGCAGCAUCUUGUACAAGUGAGCUGGAAACUGCAUUGUCUAACUACAAAUUGAUUUCUGCUGAUGCUCCUGGCCAAGUAAUUUGGUCUGUGGCUGAAAAUUAUCGUUUUGAGCCGGCCUUAGUAGAGGGCAAGAAACUAAUUGCUGGCAUUGGGAAAAUGAUGAGUGUCCAAGUUAUUAUAGAAGGAUCAAUGAACAGUUCAAACCCUUACUUUUCAAGUUCCUGGAGGCGCAAUUUUACUGGAGGCUUCAUUCUUGACAUGGGUGUGCAUUUCAUUGCAGGGUUAAGAAUGCUUGUUGGGUGUGAGGUGGUUUCAGUUUCAGCUAUGACAUCUCAUGUGGAUUUGACCUUACCACCACCAGAUAAUUUAUCAUCUGUCUUUCAUUUGGAGAAUGGAUGCUCAGGAGUAUUUGUAAUGGUUGUCUCCUCUAGAUCACCAAAGAUCUUGUGGCGAGUUGUUGGCAUGAAUGGAACCCUUCAAAUUGAGCGUGGAUUCCAAGGACAACAUGGUUACCUGGUUUCAUUAUAUGAUGCUAAUGGAGAAAGCAAAAGCUCCUUUUACCCAUUCAGUGGAGUAACUGAAGAAUUAAAAGCUUUUUUUAAUGAUGUUUCUGAAAACACCCUCAAGAAGGAUAGUCAGUUUGUGGCUGAGCACCGCCUCUCUUAUGUUGAGGGUGCAAGAGAUGUUGCUAUCUUAGAGGCAAUGCUUGAAUCUGGAUCGAGGAAGGGCGAGCUAGUUCAUGUGAAAAAGUUUUGAGGUAAUUGUAGAACUCUUUGCGUUGGCCUCUUAAUUCAAUAUCGACAGAUAUUUAUCAAGUGUAGGUGAACAAGCCUGUGGAUCAAGGCAAGGAGAUCAUUGUGAUUGGAUGAAGUCUUAGGAUUUGUAUACGUCUAUUGAAAUUGUUACUGGUAUGCUCAUGCUGAUGCAUCUGAACUUCUAAUAAAUCGAGGCUAAGUAUUUGAAAUAAUGCAAUGUAAGUUGAAUUAUUAUAAUGUCCCAUGCAUCUGUUGAUACAGGGACAAGUUAGGUGCUCUGAAUCAGGAGGCAAUGAAAAUGUACAAGGUAAACUGAAUUGAUAAACCAAUGCUAUAGCAGCCAAUCACAGAAAUUUCUACUCUUUCAUAUUCCUACUA
Molecule: messenger RNA, 1571 nt
Organism: Cicer arietinum (chickpea)
Lineage: Eukaryota; Viridiplantae; Streptophyta; Magnoliopsida; Fabales; Fabaceae
Product: dehydrogenase FPY6
Biological process (GO): NADPH regeneration
Cellular component (GO): cytoplasm
Molecular function (GO): nucleotide binding; oxidoreductase activity
Source: RefSeq, a predicted model, not a curated record